This is a messenger RNA of Eriocheir sinensis (Chinese mitten crab), 3983 nucleotides long. Its product is annotated as eukaryotic translation initiation factor 4B-like. Gene Ontology annotation, molecular function: mRNA binding. Lineage: Eukaryota; Metazoa; Arthropoda; Malacostraca; Decapoda; Varunidae. The record is from RefSeq and is a predicted model, not a curated record. The transcript has 13 exons. The coding region runs from base 116 to 2218 and encodes 700 amino acids. Gene Ontology annotation, cellular component: cytosol.
CAAAAUUCUACCCCAAAACCCACAGAUAACAGACUUUUAAGCUGUAGAAAGCAAUACAGUGAGUAAAAAUAACUUAGAGGGCAGAAAACCGAACAAAAUAAACGCAUUGUCCGUCAUGUCGUCUGGAGGUAAAAAGAAUAAGAAGGGGAGGGGGAAGGGAAUCUCCCUCUCGCUGGGGGAGUUCCUGGGCGCCUCCAACAACAACAGCGGCUCGUCGGUGGUGGUCAACAAGAGCAGCUGGGCUGAGGAGAGCGAGGACUUUGAGGAAGAUCGCUACCAGCCUGAGCGUCUGGUGCUGCCCACGGCCCCGCGCACUGCCCGGGAGCCUGAUGUGGACCCCGAGAGAGUACCGAGGGACCCGCCCUACACUGCCUACAUCGCCAACUUGCCAUUCGAAGUGGAUGACAGCGACAUCAACCGGUUUUUCGGGGACCUCAAGGUCAAGUCCAUCCGCCUGCCGAGGGAGGGAGGCGAGGGCGGGCGCUUCAAGGGGUUUGGCUACGUGGAGUUUGAGACCCGAACUGAGCUGAUUGAGGCCCUGUCCAAGAAUGAUGAUGUCAUGGGUAACCGCAAGAUCCGCGUGGACAUUGCCGAGGGCGAGGGAGGCAACCAGCGCCGAGGGUUCUCAGACCGUGGCAACCGUGAUGAUGACCGCAUUGACCGCAGUGAGGGCGUGUCAGACUGGCGGGCGGCCCCUCCCAGGGAAGAUCGUGAUAACCGCAGCCCCGUCCGUGGAGGGUUCGGCGACCGCGACAGAGAUCGUGGAGGCUUCGGGGACAGGGAUCGUGGUGGCUUUGGAGAUAGAGAUCGCGGCGGCUUUGGAGAUAGAGACCGUGGUGGCUUCGGCGAUAGAGACCGUGGUGGUUUCGGCGAUAGAGACCGUGGAGGCUUCGGAGACAGAGAUCGUGGAGGCUUUGGCGAUAGAGACCGUGGUGGUUUCGGGGACAGAGACCGAGGAGGCUUUGGCGAUAGAGACCGAGGCGGUGGUGGCUUCCGAGACCGGUACAGUGACAGAGACCGCUAUGGAGACCGGGACCGAGGCUACGACAGAGACAGAGGGUACAGGGACAGAUAUGGUGACAGGGGUUAUGACAGGGACCGAGGCUAUGACAGGGAUCGAGGCUAUGACAGGGACAGAGGAUAUGACAGGGACCGAGGUGGCGGCGGUGGCUUCCGUGACGACCCCUGGCGGAGGGACCGCGGCGAUGGUCCCCCUCGUGGUGGUGGUGGGUCGGACAGCGCGCCCAGGGAGAGGCCUAAGCUGAAUCUGCAACCCCGGGGUGGUGGCGGCAGUGGUGGCGGCGGCGGUGGCGGUGGCGGUGGAGGCGGCGGUGGUGGUGCAGAUGAGAAGAAGGAAUCAGGCGGCACUGUUGGUGGUGGUGGCGGCGGCAGCAGCGGUGGCGGCAGCAGCGGUGGCGGCGGCGGAGGCGGUGGUGGCGGUGGCGGUGGCGGUGGCGGUGGUGGCGGCAUCUUUGGGUCAGCCCGCCCCGUGGACACUGCUGCCCGGGAGAAGCAGAUUGAGCAGAAGCUUCACCACGGGAGGGAGCCGCCUCCCCCCAGAGGUGGCAAGGAGGGAGGAGAAGGAGGAGGAGGAGGAGGUGGUAGGGAAGGAGGAGGUAGUAGGGGAGGUGGAGGUGGAGGUGGAGGAGGAGGAGGAGGAGGCAGCAUCUUUGGGGCAGCUAAGCCAGUGGACACAGCUGCCCGUGAGCGCCAGAUUGAGGAGAAACUGCGGAAGCUGGAGCCUGCUGUCAAAGAUGAGCCUCGUCGCUUUGAGCGCCGCGACGAUGACAGGAGAGAUGACCGCAGAGAUGAUCGUAAUGACUGGCGGCCUGAGAGGAGAGAUGAUAGAAGGGACGACAGGAGAGAUGGAGGAAGGGAUGACAGGAGAGAUGGAGGAAGGGAUGACAGGAGAGAUGGAGGAAGGGAUGACAGGAGAGAUGGAGGAAGGGACUUCAGGAACGGCCCCCCCAGUGAGCGUGAGGAGCGGAGGGUUGUGCGGGACGGAUCCAUGGACAGCCAGCGGAGUGAUGGCCAGCGGGGCGAUGGCCAGCGCAACGAUGGUCAGCGGAGUGAGGGUCAGCGUGGCGAGCAGCAUGACGGCCCCGCCCACCCCAAGGAGCACAAGGAGCCCCAGGUGAAGAGCCAGAUCACUGCGGAGGAGAAGGUCGUUGACACCACCAACAAGUUCUCUGGCCUUGAGUUGGAGGCUGAAGAUUAGGAGCUCAAAUCCGAGUAGCGUGCCAGGCAGGCCGAGCCGUCUAGCCUGCAGGCGUUCCAGAGUGUGUGGCCGCCUCCCUGACGAGCUCUCGCUGCCCUAUCCGGCACAGCCCCCGCCACCAGCCCAGUGACAGACACCCUGUGGUGGCUGUCAGUGUUCCCGGCACCUCGGCGCGUGCCCCGGCGUGGCCCCCACCCGGCUGCACCCACGCGGUCAUCCGGAGCUGAGCACAGAGGGAUGUCCAGGCUUUUUUAUAUGUCGCCGAUUCAUGCUGAGUUUUAGGGUUGUAUCGUCUCCCUCCAGGCUGUGGCUGAAGCAUGUUGCCUCUGAAGAAUAACUCCUGUGUGUUACUCCCUUUGAGGUGGUGUGUUUCAGGCAAGUAUUGGAAGGGAUGUGAACAGUCCUGGAAAUCUUCAGCACACACUGUUUGACCUCUGUAGUGUGAUUUGAUUUUAACGAUUUUAAGUGUGCAGAUCUUGGUCAAAGAAAUGCCACUCAUCAUUUCCGCAUCUCAUGAGAUGGUUCACGAUUUUUCUCUGUAUAACACUGUAGUCAAUGCCGAAAUCUAGUCUUUUUUUCUCGAGUCGCUUUGAAGACUUGCGUCAAACCCCCACAACACCGAGUCUUGGCAACACACCCAAGCCGCGGCGUUCCCAAGACUCGCUCAACAUUUUUCUCAAUUUUUUAUUCCUGGGACGUUAGUUUUGUCCUUGAGUUGGCUUGAGAGAAAAGCUUGCAGAGGGUAUUCGUGGGUGUGCCAGUGCCGGGUCACGCCGGGGCACAGCAGCCGGCGCCAGUGGUGCAUGUAUAUCUCUCCCAGUCUGUUGGUCAGUCAGUCAGUCGGUCUGUUAGUCAGCUUUUGGCGGCAGUGUCGACAACACGCUGUGGUCUGACACGACUGCUUGUAGCCUUCUCUACCUGUGAUGAUGACCUCCCAAGGCUGUGUUGCCCUCCAGGUGCUUAUCAUACUGAGCUGUUUCCCCCUGAGACAGAAAGACAGGGAGAAGACAAUGAGGUGAGAGAGAGCAAGGUGGAAAGAGAGGCCAGUUGAGCAGAGCCGACAUUUCCCUCCAGUCUGACCGUCUGUGUUUGCGACUGAUGCUCCGAGCACUGUCUGUGGCUGUCUGCCAAAGAUGACUGUCACGUGUUUGGAGGGAGGCGAGAGGGAGAGAGGAAGGCAAUGGGCGGAGAGAUGGAGGAGGACGGGCCGGGCGAGGCAGAGAGGGUGUUGUCAGGGCAGGACUCGGCACUUAGUUAAUGUUAUCACUAUUAUGCUUAUCAUACUUAGUAGCUUAAGCAGCAGCUCCUGGUACCUAGCCGCCAGGAUGCACUAAGGUUAAGAGAUCUUUAUUAAUCUAUAAAUAUAUAUAUCAGUUUUGUUGCUGAGACAUUGUAAAAGGAAAUAUAACAAAAUACAUAAAUCAUGGCCGAGUAGUUUUCAUAGAAUUAAAUGUGAGUGUUGUUCUCUUGGAUGUAUAAGACGUAAAGUUAGGUUAGCGUUAAUGUGUUGGGUAUUUGACACGUGUCAUCACUUGCUGUAAGCUUGUCACUUGCACUAACCUGAGCUAGCAGAGUAAGUAUAAUUUUAUAAUCUGCUUUUCCCUGUUUUUAUGCCUUUGCAGAGUGUGCUAGGAUUAAAGAAGACUUGGUAUGGUAAGACAUCUUUUUACUCCUUGGGCCCUGAAAUUUUAUUCUGGGGCAGUGUUGCUUAUUAUUAUUACUAUUGUGCUGUGUUAUAAUUUGGCAUAAUAAAGUAAUAAAUUAC